AUUAGUUAGCCGACGAGGGGAGCAGCGGUUCAGUAAACGUCACCUCCGCGGUGCGCGCUGUUUGCAUCCAAAAGCAGGAGUCACAUGAUCCAUCCAGAUCCUGUCUGCUAAGUGUAAAAGCUACAGAUAGUGCAAGGUAAUAAAGGAAGAUGAAGCUGAUCAUCCUCAAUGACUACGACCAGGCGAGCGAGUGGGCUGCAAAGUACAUUAAAAACAAGAUUUUAAUGUUUAAACCUGGCCCGGAGAGAUACUUCACCCUGGGUCUCCCCACAGGAAGCACGCCCCUCGGUUGCUACAAGAAACUGAUCGAGUACUACAAGAAUGGAGACGUCUCAUUCCAGUAUGUAAAAACGUUCAACAUGGAUGAAUAUGUAGGACUUCCCAGAGAUCACCCUGAGAGCUACCACUCCUUCAUGUGGAAUAACUUCUUCAAGCACAUAGACAUAAAAGCGGAGAACACCCACAUCCUAGACGGCAACGCGGCUGACCUGCAGGCAGAGUGUCAAGCCUUUGAGGAAAAGAUAACAGCUGCCGGCGGGAUAGAGCUCUUUGUCGGAGGUAUUGGACCAGAUGGCCACAUCGCCUUCAAUGAGCCUGGUUCAAGCCUGGUUUCCAGGACUAGAGUGAAGACACUGGCAAAAGACACUAUCAUGGCUAAUGCCCGAUUCUUUGAUGGGGAUCUUUCAAAGGUGCCCACCAUGGCACUGACUGUGGGAGUGGGCACUGUCAUGGACGCAAAAGAGGUCAUGAUUCUCAUCACUGGAGCACACAAGGCGUUUGCGUUAUACAAGGCUAUAGAGGAAGGGGUGAAUCACAUGUGGACAGUGUCUGCGUUCCAGCAGCACCCACAGACGGUUUUUGUAUGUGACGAAGACGCCACCCUGGAACUGCGGGUCAAAACUGUGAAGUACUUCAAAGGGAUGAUGCACGUGCACAACAAGCUGGUGGAGGCUCCUCCCCGAGGGCCAAAGAAGAACUGAGGAGAUGUUUCUUCAAACUUUGUGGAUUCAUGAGGCAUUAAAAACAAAACCCACAACACUCCAGUGAUUCCUUUAUCUUCUGAUGGAGAUCAAUUGUCGGACAUCAAGCAGUGCUUGGUGUUAACCUCAACUAAUCUUUGUAGUAAUAAUCAGGUGCUUGUAUUGUGCAGGCUGUUCAGGUUUUCAGGUGAUUGUUCAUACAGCUUUGCUUCUCAUUUGUUCUUUUUUUUAAUAAAAAGUACAAUUCA
Molecule: messenger RNA, 1228 nt
Organism: Dicentrarchus labrax (European seabass)
Lineage: Eukaryota; Metazoa; Chordata; Actinopteri; Moronidae
Gene: gnpda1
Product: glucosamine-6-phosphate deaminase 1
Exons: 7
Coding region: 150-980 (276 amino acids)
Biological process (GO): N-acetylneuraminate catabolic process; carbohydrate metabolic process; D-glucosamine catabolic process
Cellular component (GO): cytoplasm
Molecular function (GO): glucosamine-6-phosphate deaminase activity; identical protein binding
Source: RefSeq, a predicted model, not a curated record